AAAGCUCAAUUUUCAGGUCACUUGCCAAAUCCACACUAUAUUUAUAGCCAGUAAACACUCAAUCAAUCAGCAAAUCUAAGCUUGGGGAACAAGAAGAGACGGACAGAGGAGGAGGAAGAUGAGGAUCACUGUAAUGACCGCCGACGAGCAGAUCAUCUCACUCGACGUCGACCCUCAUGAAUCCGUCGAGAACGUCAAGGCUCUGCUUGAGGUGGAGACCCGCGUGCCGCUCCAGCAGCAGCAGUUGCUCUUCAAUGGGCAGGAGAUGAGGAAUUCUGAGAAAUUGAGUGCAUUAGGUGUUAAAGAUGAGGACUUGGUGAUGAUGGUCUCUGGUGCCCCUUCCGCUUCGAGUGCAGCAUCAAGGGACUUGGGCUUUAACCCUGAUGGAUCUGCUGUUAAUCCAGCAGCUCUUCAGCAGCAGCUUCGACGGGAUUCCAAUAUGAUGGCACAACUCUUUCAGAGUGAUCCUGAAUUUGCCCAAGCAAUUGUUGGCAAUGAUCUUGAUAGAUUACAAAAUGUUCUAAGGGAGCGACACCGCCAAAGAUCGGAAAUGCGACGCCAACAAGAUGAAGAGCUUGCUUUGCUGAAUGCAGAUCCUUUUGAUGUUGAGGCCCAGAAGAAAAUUGAAGCUGCAAUUCGUCAGAAAGGGAUUGAUGAGAAUUGGGCUGCUGCUUUAGAAUAUAAUCCUGAAGCCUUUGCCAGAGUGAUUAUGCUCUACGUUGAUAUGGAGGUUAAUGGUGUUCCUCUGAAGGCAUUUGUUGAUAGCGGAGCACAAUCAACAAUUAUAUCAAAAAGCUGUGCUGAGCGUUGUGGAUUAUUGAGGCUUUUAGAUCAAAGAUAUAGGGGUAUUGCUCAUGGAGUUGGUCAAUCUGAGAUACUGGGCAGGAUACAUGUUGCUCCAAUCAAGAUUGGGAGCAUAUUUUACCCAUGCUCCUUUUUGGUGCUGGAUUCCCCCAAUAUGGAAUUUCUUUUUGGUCUCGAUAUGCUUCGGAAGCACCAGUGUAUCAUUGAUUUAAAGGACAAUGUAUUGAGAGUUGGUGGGGGAGAAGUCUCAGUGCCAUUUUUGCAUGAGAAAGACAUCCCGUCCCGGUUCUUGGAUGACGAAAGGCAUGCAAAACAAGCAUCCAGCUCUGGAGCCCCUGCGGCUUCAGGAGCAAUAGAUAAUAACACUAGUGGCACUCCAGGCGGUGGAUCUUCUGGGGGUCCACGUGGUGAUAAUUCGCAGGGAGCCGAAUUCGAGGCGAAGGUGGCAAAGCUUGUGGAGCUAGGGUUUGGGAGGGAGGCCGUAGUACAGGCGCUCAAGCUAUUCAACGGCAACGAAGAGCAAGCAGCUGGGUUCCUCUUUGGGGGCUGAAGGUAGUAGCCCCCUCACAGCAAAGCAGACGCAUUUAUUUUCAAUUUGGAUCUGAAUUUCAUGUUCUGGGGGGUUUUAUCUUUCAUAUUACGAAGCAGAAAGGUGUAACUGGAAAGUAUAUUUGAUUCUUGAUUCUUCUGAAAACAGUUGCAAUUGUUGUGCACGAUUCGGGUGAAAGAUCGAACAGAACAUAUGACGUUAUCCUUUGUGAGCAAAAUUUCCUAACAAUUUUCGCGCUCUUGUUGUGUCAGAGCUGUUGACGAUUUGUUAAAGAGUGUGAAGAGCAACGGAUGAAUCUGUUUA
Punica granatum (pomegranate) is the source of this 1657-nucleotide messenger RNA. Lineage: Eukaryota; Viridiplantae; Streptophyta; Magnoliopsida; Myrtales; Lythraceae. The record is from RefSeq and is a predicted model, not a curated record.